Molecule: messenger RNA, 1926 nt
Organism: Coregonus clupeaformis (lake whitefish)
Lineage: Eukaryota; Metazoa; Chordata; Actinopteri; Salmoniformes; Salmonidae
Product: guanylate-binding protein 1-like
Exons: 10
Coding region: 40-1926 (628 amino acids)
Molecular function (GO): GTP binding; GTPase activity
Source: RefSeq, a predicted model, not a curated record
CUGGGAGCCACCAUCCAAUCCAAGACUAAGGGAAUCUGGAUGUGGUGUGUGCCUCAUCCUGAAAAAAGAGACCACACCCUGGUGCUACUGGAUACAGAGGGGCUGGGGGAUGUGGAGAAGGGGGAUUCUAAGAAUGAUGCCUGGAUCUUCUCCCUGGCCAUUCUGUUAAGCAGUACUCUGGUCUACAACAGUCGAGGGACCAUCGACAAUCAAGCCGUGGAGAACCUCCAAUAUGUGAGUGAGCUGACAGAGCGGAUCAAGGUGAAUUCUUCCGGUGCAGCUUCAUCCUCUCACGAUGAGGAGGAAGGAGGGGACGCCCAGUUUGUGCAGUUCUUUCCAAAUUUUGUGUGGGCCAUCAGAGAUUUCACUCUACUACUCGAGAUCGAUGGCAGAAACGUCACCGAAGAUGGGUAUCUGGAGCAUUCCCUGGAACUCAGAAAAGGUGGGGGUAGACAGAACCUGAUGUACAACCUCCCACGAGAGUGCAUCCGGAACUACUUCCCCUCGCGCAAGUGCUUUGUAUUCCCCACCCCUACAACUCCUGCCAACAUGCCCCACCUGGAUUCCAUGGAUGAGGCUGACCUCUGUGGAAACUUCCGAAAGGUUGCAGAUACUUUUUGCCGCUUCAUUUUCCAGGAGAGCCGUACAAAAACUGUCAAAGGGGGCCACAAAGUAACCGGGAGAAUGCUCGGCCACUUGGUUAACACCUACGUGGAGACCAUUGCCAAAGGCUCUGUGCCCUGUCUGGAGAAUGCAGUGCUGGCCAUGGCUCAAAUUGAGAACCAGGCUGCUGUGGAUGAGGGCCUGGCGGUGUACCAGGGGGGCAUGGAGGAGGUAAAGGCCUUAUUCCCGGUGGACAUGGGUCAGAUUUCAAGUCAUCACCUCCGCUCCGACCACCAGGCCACACAGGCAUUCAUGAACCGAUCCUUCAAAGACGGAAAUGGGGAUUUCUUGAAAGCAUUGGCGGUGGCCAUUGCAAAGCACUACGCUGACCUUCUCAUCCAGAACGAGGAUGCCUCAGAGAAGAAGUGUGCGGCCCUUCUGGAGAAGCUGUCUGCUCCGAUGGCCCAGAAGAUUAAGGAGGGGAUCUACGCCACACCUGGAGGAUAUGAGCUUUACUGCAAUCACCAUGACAACAUGGUGGCACAGUACCAGGCCGAGCCCGAAAAAGGAGUUAGGGCUGAGGAGAUUCUGGAGCAGUUCCUGAAGGAGAAGAGUCUAGAAAAGAAUUCCAUCCUGCAAGCUGACAAAAAAUUGACUGAAAAUGAGAAAAAGAUCCACGAGGAGCAAGAGAAGAGAGCCCUGGCUGAACAGGCAGUGAAGAUGGAGGCAGAGAAACAGCACCAGUUAGAGAAACUGAUCCAGGAGAGGGAGAGGAGUCAUCAGGAGGGCAUCCGUCAGCUAGAGGCUAAGAUGGUCCAGGAGGCAAAGGAGAAGCAACAGGAGUUGGAGAGAGCGCUAGAUAGCAAGCUCCAUGAGCAGGAAAAGCUGAUGGCUAAGGGCUUCACAGAGAAAGAGGCAGCCAUGAAGGAGGAGAUACAGAGCCUGAGAGAGAAGGAGGAGGCCAAGCGCGAGAAGAAGGAAGAGCAGUCUCGUAACUUCAGAGCCAUAGCACAGGGUGUCAUAGAGAGAGUCAGCAAUGGCUUAGGUCAUUACUAUAACUAUAGGAAAGCCCGUGAGGAACGCAAGGCGAUUGUGUUAAAGGAGCGGGUCAGAUCCACUCCCAAACUCAAAUCAGGUAGUGUUGGCAGUAUCCCUGAUAUGGAGCGCAUGACACUCAAGCAAGACAAGACGACCACGCCCAAACUCAAAAUGGGAGCCGUUGGCAACUCUAAAGAUAAUAAAACUCUGCCCAAAGUCAACACAGGUACAACUAGCAAAAAGCCCUGGCUCAGAGUUCUAAAGGAUGCGCCAGAGAUUAGUUAA